Messenger RNA from Ogataea philodendri, 1056 nucleotides. RefSeq lists its product as uncharacterized. The transcript has a single exon. NCBI's taxonomy places the organism in Eukaryota, Fungi, Ascomycota, Pichiomycetes, Pichiales, Pichiaceae. The record is from RefSeq and is a predicted model, not a curated record. Gene Ontology annotation, cellular component: U2 snRNP; U2-type spliceosomal complex. Gene Ontology annotation, molecular function: RNA binding. The coding region runs from base 1 to 1056 and encodes 351 amino acids.
AUGGGGCUAAUAGAGGAUAUCCAAGGGAUUGCUCCUGAAAAUAUCCCGGAAGCCACGGCUCAGUACCUUUCUUUUGAUAAAGUUCGAUUGCGGUGGACAAUCGAGAUUCCCGAUUCGGGCGACGAGUAUGAGUAUAACCCCAUUCUAGAAAGGUGGGUUCCUUUGCUGGACGAAGCUGAGCCUCCUAAACACAGCAAUGAUGAGGAUGACCUUACAGAGGCAUUCAAGAAGCAGAAGCGCGAAAAACUCAAGCAGUUGCGCCACGAACGCGAACAGGAUAAGCUGUUAAGACGACAUAGAAACACCUGUAUAUAUGUUAGCCAGCUUCCGCUGGACAUCGACUACGACGAGCUGGACCGGAUUUUUGGCAAGUACGGCGUCUUGGCAGAGGACUUCCGCACAGGUCUUCACAAGAUCAAGCUGUACAAGGACGACAAUGGCAAUUUCAAGGGAGAUUGUCUUAUAGAGUAUUUGAAAGAGGAGAGCUGCGAUCUUGCAAUUGAGCUUCUCCACGACACGAAAUUACGAGGCACUGAUGAGCAUCCAAUUAGUGUCACCACAGCAGAAUUUGGCACAAAAUCUGACAAGAAGCCGGCCACCAAGCUGAACGUAAAGGAACGGUUGCAAUUGAAGAAAAAAGUCGAGAAAAUCCACAAAAAGGUGAACGAGUGGUCAGACAACGAGGACGAUGAUGACAAAACACGACUGCGCGACGAAAAGAUCGUUGUGUUCAAACACUGUUUCACUUUGAAGGAACUAAGUGACGACCCUGCAACGCUGCUGGACGUCAAGGAAGACAUUCGCGAAGGAUGCGAGGAGAUCGGGGAGGUUACCAACGUGGUUCUGUACGAUUUGGAGCCAGAAGGCGUGGUGACUGUGCGUUUCAAGUCCGCAGUUGCUGCCCAGAACUGUGUUUCCAAGAUGAACGGCCGGUUCUUUGGCGGUCAACGGCUCGAGGUUUUCAAGUACGACGGCGAGACCCAGUACAAACGUUCUCGCUCCGACAACAGCGAGCAGGAACGGCUGUCCAAGUUUGGAGACUGGCUCGACAACUAG